Oryza sativa Japonica Group (Japanese rice) is the source of this 2350-nucleotide messenger RNA. Its product is annotated as cytochrome P450 77A3. Gene Ontology annotation, cellular component: membrane. Lineage: Eukaryota; Viridiplantae; Streptophyta; Magnoliopsida; Poales; Poaceae. The record is from RefSeq and is a predicted model, not a curated record. Gene Ontology annotation, molecular function: heme binding; oxidoreductase activity, acting on paired donors, with incorporation or reduction of molecular oxygen, NAD(P)H as one donor, and incorporation of one atom of oxygen; iron ion binding.
GCAAACGCGUCAGUAGAGUACUACUCCGAGUGAUGAGUGUGUGGGUCGUCUUCCCAACCGAACGCGGGAAUUAAAGCGCGGGAAGCAAAUGGCUAACGGCUGAAGAAAAAAAAAAAACAGCAGCGGCCAUGGCCAUGGUGGACAGCCAGGUUAGCUCAUCACGGGCCAAGCCGCUGGUUUUUCUUCCCAUUUUCCACUACCACGGCUAGGGUUAGGGUUAGGGCAGAGAGCUGAGCUUUCACGAGCUCGCCAUUAAUGUCACACUGGAGCGAGCAUUCAUGUCUCCCUUUCAGAUGGUAGAUGGCUCCGCAUUUACUCCCCCCACCCCACUGUGUACAUGCCUCCGCCGCUAUAUAUCUCUCCCACCCACCCACUCUUCCUCCACUCCGGCGAGCUAUACCAAGCUACGAGGUGAAGAAGCUGAGAGUGAUCGAUCGAUCGAGUGUUCGACGGCGGCGGCGAGGUCGAAGAUGGUGGACAUGAACGACGUGCUGCUGGUGGUGUCGGCGGCGGUGCUGGCGGCGAUGUGGUGGCGGCGGUGUUCCAGGACCGGCGGCGCCGACGGCCUCCCGCCGGGGCCGCCGGGGUGGCCGGUGGUCGGCAACCUGUUCCAGGUGAUCCUCCAGCGGCGGCCCUUCAUGUACGUGGUGCGCGACCUCCGCGAGAAGUACGGGCCCAUCUUCACCAUGCGGAUGGGGCAGCGCACGCUCAUCGUCGUCACCGACGCCGACCUCAUCCACGACGCGCUCGUCAAGCAGGGCGCGGCGUUCGCCAGCCGCCCCGAGGACAGCCCGACGCGGCUGCUCUUCAGCGUCGGCAAGUGCACCGUCAACUCGGCGCCGUACGGCCCGCUCUGGCGCGCGCUCCGCCGCAACUUCGUCGCCGAGAUCGUGUCGCCGCCGCGGGUGAAGGGAUUCUCGUGGAUCCGCGAGUGGGCCGUCGGGAGCCACCUCCGGCGGCUCCGCGCCGAGUUCGCCGCCACCGGCGCCGUCAGGAUGAUGGCCAACUGCCGCCUCUCCAUCUGCAGCAUCCUCAUCUGCAUCUGCUUCGGCGCCAAGAUCCCCGACGAGCUCAUCCGCGAGAUCGAGGAGGUGCUCAAGGACGUGAUGAUGAUGACCAUGCCCAAGCUCCCGGACUUCCUCCCGCUCCUCACGCCGCUCUUCACCAAGCAGCUCGCCGCGGCGCGCGAACUCCGGCGGCGCCAGCUCGGCUGCCUGGCGCCGCUGGUGCGCGCGCGCCGGGAGUUCAUCAGGGGCGGCGGCGAGAGGAACGCCGACGGGAACACGGUGGUCGGCGGCGUGGAGAUGGUGAGCGCGCCCGGCGAGGCGUACGUGGACUCGCUGUUCGACCUGGAGCCGCCGGGGCGGGGGAAGAGGCUCGGCGAGGACGAGCUGGUGACGCUCUGCUCCGAGGUGAUGAGCGCCGGCACGGACACCAGCGCCACCGCGCUGGAGUGGGCCAUGAUGCACCUCGUCCUCGACGCCGGCGUCCAGGACAAGCUCUACGGCGAGGUCGUCUCCAAGGUCGGCACCACCGCGCGCAUCACCGAGGCCGACGUCGAGGCCAUGCCCUACUUGCAGGCGGUGGUGAAGGAGACAUUCCGGCGACACCCGCCGAGCCACUUCGUGCUGUCGCACGCGGCGACGAGGGACACGGAGCUCGGCGGGUACCGCGUGCCGGCGGACGCCAGCGUGGAGUUCUACACGGCGUGGGUGACGGAGAACCCGGCGACGUGGCCGGACCCGGAGGCGUGGCGCCCCGAGCGGUUCCUCGAGGGCGGCGAGGGCUUCGACACCGACAUCACCGCCACCCGCGCCCUCCGCAUGAUGCCGUUCGGCGCCGGCCGCCGCAUCUGCCCCGCCGCCACCCUCGGCGUCCUCCACAUCCAGCUCAUGCUCGCCAACAUGGUCCGCGAGUUCCGCUGGGUCCCGCCCGCCGGCGAGGGCCCCCCCGACCCCACCGAGACCUUCGCCUUCACCGUCGUCAUGAAGAACCCGCUCCGCGCCGCCCUCGUCGAGCGCCGCGUCGGCGGCGAGCUCGCCACCGGCGGCGGAGGCGGCGCCGCCGCGUCCGCCUAAUUAAGUACUACGAUAUAAAUACUUCGGUAGCUGCUGUCCGUUGGAUGGCGGAUGGACGGACGGAUGGAUGGAUAUGCAGAUGAUGUCUUAAAUUUUUACUUAAAUAGAGUGUUCUCUUGAUAUCUUCUUCUUCUUUGAUUUUUUUUUGUUUUAUUAGUGGAUCUCUUUUUUCUUUUCUCUCUUGUUUUUAUCCAGGAUUAAGUGUACCUACUGCUGCUUGAUCUGCUCAUAUAUAUAUUGGUUUCCAAGUCGAGAAAUACCUAUGUUAAUUA